Molecule: messenger RNA, 661 nt
Organism: Mesoplodon densirostris (Blainville's beaked whale)
Lineage: Eukaryota; Metazoa; Chordata; Mammalia; Artiodactyla; Ziphiidae
Gene: C3H5orf47
Product: chromosome 3 C5orf47 homolog
Exons: 5
Coding region: 10-507 (165 amino acids)
Source: RefSeq, a predicted model, not a curated record
AAGGCAGCGAUGGCGGCGGCGGGCCGGGAGCAGGGACGGGGCCGGGCACGCUUCGUCUACGUGACUAGCUUCGGCUCGCACCGGUGCGGCGCCGUCCUUCAGCUGGGCGGCCGCUGGGCUCAGGGUCUGUGUAGGCCCGGGUUCGGGGCCGGCCGCAGCCGGGAGGAGCCGCGGGCGGCUGUGCCGGGGGCCGCGGGCGGCGGGGAGCUGUGCCCCGGCUCCCCGCCCAGGGACCCCGCGGCCUCCUCUCCGGCGCGGGCGUUGAGCUCGCGGAGCCGGCCUCGUCAGGAGGCACAUGCAGGUUUAACCCAGAAGAAUUUAGCUAAAAAGUUUGGCUUCCCCAUACCUUUGAAUGAAGCUUCCAAAAUAAUGAAGAAAAAGAAAAAGGUUUCAGUAUGGAAUGAAGUAUACAAAGUCAUUUCUAAAAUGCUUGAAGAAAAUGAAAACUACAGACUUAGGCUGAAAUGCCAACAAUUAUGUAGUGAAAAUUCAAAUUACACAAGAUGAAUCUUCUUGUCAUCUUCUGGUAAGAAUCCACUUAGAUAACAAAAGGGUUAACCUAUUUUUGGAUCUGUUUACCAAAGAAGAUUAUGAAGAGUUUAAAGAUGGAACUUUAAAUUGAAUCAUAAUUAUAUGUUAAUUUUGAUGUGUUUUGUUGGAA